GCAAUUUUGUUAGUGUGACGUAGGUAAACAAAGGAGAAUAGCGACCAAAGCUGAGGAGAGAAGCUGAGAGGGGAAGGAAAAUGGGUAGAUUGUUUCUUCAACAUCCUGGCGGUCUAAGAGUGUAUUGUUGUGCUAACUGUGACACGGCUCUCACUAACAGAGGCGAACUAGUAUCAACAAGAUUUAAUGGUGCAACUGGUCGUGCAUUUCUGUUCAAUAGAGUUGUUAAUUUAACAUUCAGUGAACCAGAGAAUAGAAUAAUGUUAACUGGUAGACAUAUCGUGAGGGAUGUUUCUUGCAAGGCUUGUGCAGCCAGACUGGGUUGGAUCUAUGAAUAUGCUACAGAAGAAUCUCAGAGAUAUAAGGAAGGUCGUGUGAUUCUAGAAAGAGCUUUGAUCACAGAGACAUCUGGAUUCGAAGAAAUAUCUGAUUGAUAAAAAAUAUAAUAAUUACUCUGCCAAUUGGAGGCAUAAAUUCAAGCUGUAUUAUUGAUUGUCUUAUUUUAAUUCAUUAUUAUUAUUAUUAUUGUUAUCAUUAUUAUUAUUGUUAUUAUUAUUACUCCAACAUUGAUAAUCAUGAUUUUAUGUAUGCGUGCAAUGUAUUAGUUAUGUAUUAGCAGUAUAUUAUUAUUAUCAGUAUUUAUUUUGUGAUGUGUUUAUUACAGAACCACAAUUAUGC
This is a messenger RNA of Amphimedon queenslandica, 678 nucleotides long. RefSeq names its product protein yippee-like 5. NCBI's taxonomy places the organism in Eukaryota, Metazoa, Porifera, Demospongiae, Haplosclerida, Niphatidae. The coding region runs from base 81 to 434 and encodes 117 amino acids. The record is from RefSeq and is a predicted model, not a curated record. The transcript has 6 exons.